AUGGAUUUUCACAGACAAUCCUUGAAUCAGUGUAGAAAUGGAAUUACAAGGAUCCUGUCAUUGCGAGAAAGUCAAAUUUACGGUCAAGUCACAUACUCCAUUCAAUUUGUCGUAAAGUUGACGGUGGUGGUGGAUACUCCAUUAAUAUUAUGGGACAAGCACAAUGACACUUUGAAAGUAAAGGGUAUGGAAUAUGUAAAAUCUUAUCGAGGUAUUAGGGAUAAAUCAUUACCAAAAAAAAAACAAGAAGAAUGUGGGAAUAAACGACAUUUUUGUGGUGAAUGCGGAUGCAUGUUAUGGGCUUAUGAUCAACAAUAUCCUGAAUGGUGUUAUCCAUUCGCUUCAGCUAUCGAUACUCCACUCCCAAAACCCAAACAGAUCAUUUGUAUCAUGUUGAAAGACAAAGCUGAUUGGGCUCACGUUCCAGAGGAAGCUGUUCAAUUUGACGAAUAUCCUAAUGAAUCGAUUGAAUCAUGGCAUAAAAAUAAUGAAGCUUGGGUUGAUUGA
Messenger RNA from Funneliformis geosporum, 507 nucleotides. Lineage: Eukaryota; Fungi; Glomeromycota; Glomeromycetes; Glomerales; Glomeraceae. The record is from the annotation of a GenBank genome assembly.